Molecule: messenger RNA, 1141 nt
Organism: Fomitiporia mediterranea MF3/22
Lineage: Eukaryota; Fungi; Basidiomycota; Agaricomycetes; Hymenochaetales; Hymenochaetaceae
Product: N-terminal nucleophile aminohydrolase
Exons: 12
Coding region: 12-995 (327 amino acids)
Source: RefSeq, a predicted model, not a curated record
AGCCCUGAAUGAUGUGCCGCUUCGUUAUUUACAAGGGUACCGAGCCAGUGCAACUUUCUCAUCUCCUCACGAAACCUUGUCACUCGAUUAUCAACCAGGCAUUCAACUCACGCCUCAGAGUCGACCGUCGGAACCCUAUCAACGGCGACGGCUUCGGCGUCGGCUGGUAUGACUCGGUAUACGACGAAGAGCUGGGAAAUCAGCCGUGCAUCUUCACUUCUGUGACCCCUGCCUGGAAUAACGUCAACCUUCAGCGUCUUGCCGAAAAGAUCAAGUCUCCUCUUGUAUUUGCACAUGUUCGCGCUACUACUGCCGGCUCACUUUCACUGGACAACUGUCACCCUUUCGUACAUGGCAAGCUAAUGUUUAUGCACAACGGCGGCAUUACCGAAUUCUCAAGGAUCAAACGGCGCCUACAGUCGACACUUUCCGAUGAGAUUUUCAACGUCCCAAACGGCAAUACUGAUUCCGAGUGGGCAUUUGCAUUGUUCCUGUCAAAGCUUCCGGACGCCAAUGCAAAGUCCUUUACCCCUUCCGUGCUAAGGCAGGCGAUGCUUGAGACGAUUGCUACUUUGAACGGCUUUGCACGGGAAUAUAGCAUCACUGAGCCAAGCCUCAUGAAUUUUUGUGUAACAGAUGGGGAAACAGUCGUAGCAACGCGAUAUAUAUCAUCCAAAGUAGACGAAGCGGCGUCACUGUGGUUUUCCUCGGGGACAACCUUUUCCGAGUAUGCAAAGGGUGGACACUACAAGAUGUCGAAGGCUGAUAAGCGGGAAAAUAUAAUCAUGAUUGCGAGCGAGCCUCUCACAUUUGAAAAAGCCGAUUGGAUGGAAAUUCGUACGAACAACAUGAUUGUGGUCACGCCGAAGAUGAAUCUGCUGCAAAUACCCAUUGUUGAUGAGUUCUACGUUCCCCCUUCGGACCCUGCAUCCCUUAACCGGACAACGAGUUUUGCCGAGGGUAAAGGUUUGCUUAACCCACGGCGACCCCUCUGACAGGUUUGCUGGUCGAUGAAUAGAUGGAUGGAUUAACGAUAACCUGACGUGCGUCAUUUAUCUUUAUAUGCUUGGAUCAUGUUCCAUUUGCUUCGGUAUCGUCUGUGAACCAAGCUAGAGCCACCAAUCAAUUUGUCUUUGCUUCG